Pseudocercospora fijiensis CIRAD86 is the source of this 1959-nucleotide messenger RNA. RefSeq lists its product as uncharacterized. Bases 1 to 1959 code for a protein of 652 amino acids. The record is from RefSeq and is a predicted model, not a curated record. Lineage: Eukaryota; Fungi; Ascomycota; Dothideomycetes; Mycosphaerellales; Mycosphaerellaceae. The transcript has 19 exons.
AUGGAGGUGGCACGCGGAAAGCCGCUGCGGCCCGCUUUCACCUCACCGGUGAAGCAAACUGAGGAAGGUGCGGGAAACAACGACGGCGCACUGAAAGCGCAGCAGGCUGAGGCUCCAAGCGCCAGCCUCAUAAUGAAUGAGCACGAACAUAGCCUCGCCAUUCUACCCUAUAUCACUGAAAAUGCUGCUACUGUCUUCCCAGCUAGCCAGCAUAUGGAAGCAUACUUACGACAGGUCUUCGACUUCGGCCAUCUUACCAUACUUCUACGGUGUCCUUAUGGACUGCUCCCUGCGCAGCCAUCAGAGAUAUCUACUAAUCCCACAACAUCUCCGGCGGGGUUAAGACCCGUUGCAUGCGCACUCUUGCACUCGGCUCUACAGCGCAAAUCGACAAGAACCAACAACAGGCUUGAGCAUCCACAUUGGAGUGGUCCAGGCGGCAACACUCAUUCUGUACGAGACCUAUCGAUCGUUCUUCCUCCGCUGCUCUGGCCUUCUCUAGAUUCAUCGUGUCAGCACGCUAGCGAUCCUACUCCACUCGCAAGCUGCUCCGAUGCAAGUGCAUUCCCAUCUAUCCUGGCCUUCAACACAAUAGUGCUGCUUUCUCGGCGAAACUGGGGCUGUGCGAUCGAUCAACAAAGUCUGGUAGCGAUGGGCGUUCGCACACGUUCCUCGGCAGAAACGGCCGCCUCUUCUGAAACAUCUGCUCCACUCCCACGUCUGUCUCAGCCUUGCCAGAAUAUGCUUUUGCCACGUUGGACGAUUGAUCUACCCGGCCAUGCGAUUAGCGAAGUCCCGUCCAUGGCAGGGCAAAGAUCCGCACACUCCAUGGCGAUACUUUCCCCCUACGGAAAGUGUGUCCCUCAUUAUCGCGCAUUCCGCUCAUGCUGCGACACACAACUUGGUGACGCUCAUCCUGGAAUAACUUCGGACACAGCAUCACUCAUAGCAGGCCUGCACGUCAAGUGGAUGCCAUACGCUUCAAAACGCUGGACACCAUUCUCACGCGCGUCAGAAUGGAAGCAGCAGAGAUUCUCUCUCUGCGACAUUCUGUCAACUGCCCGCUCUACCAAACAUUAUAUCCCCGCAAUCUUGGUAGAUCUACGCAACGAUCUCGCCAGACAGCGAUCAGCGCGUGUUCUCGUUUCAGAACUGCACUUCCAAUUGGAGGCUAGGAUAGACUUUGUACAGCUAAGCAUGCAUGUCCGUGCGCACCCAGAUUCACUCAUCGCAAGCGAAGCCCGCGACGACCACGUGCCUAGCACAACAUAUGGAGAAAUUCCAUCUCGUCUAAACCCUUUCAAAGUCUACAUACACGCGUCCAAGGUCUACCUACACGAUUCCAACCAUCCCAUUCGACCUGAACCACAUCCUAUCCGCUCUCCAUUCCUUCAGCCAUUGAAAACGCAUACCAACCACGACCAAGAUGUUCAGAUGACCCCAAGAAAGCAUCAUGAUCUCCCAGCCCUUCAUGCGAGCGAGAAAGGGUAUAUAAGGACCGUCACAGUCCUACAUGAACAAAAAAUCAUCAAACAACAACAACACCUCAUCAUCAACCCAGAAAAAUCAAUCUUCCCAACCCCCUCAACCCAAACAACCAACAAAAUGCAGUUCACCACCCUCAUCAUCUCCCUCAUGGGCCUGACCGCCCUCAACGCCGCCGCCGUCCCAAAGACACUCGAAGGUAAAAAACUUUCCCCACCCACUCACUCCUCAUCCAACACUCAAGUUUGUACUAAAAUAUAUAUAUCCCAGCUCGCCAAGUCUCCGGCAUCAUCGCCUCCAUCACCGCGACAAUCUCCAGUCUCGAGGCGACUUUGCAGACAGCUACUGGUGACGCUGUCGGCACUAUUCAAGACUCUAUUGAUGGGUUGCAGGAUACUCUUGAUUCGCUUUUGGGGGCGCUUUAAAAAAACCAAGAUGGGGAUAGUUUUGGAUUUGGAUUUGGAUUUGAUUUGA